Messenger RNA from Haemonchus placei, 1329 nucleotides. The record is from the annotation of a GenBank genome assembly. NCBI's taxonomy places the organism in Eukaryota, Metazoa, Nematoda, Chromadorea, Rhabditida, Trichostrongylidae.
AUGCCGUCGGUACUAUUUCCGUCAAUGCGGUUGAUGUUAGCGGCAAUGUUAUGCUGUUGUUUUAUCACCCUCUCCAUCUCCAGCUCAAAUUUGGCAGUGGCUCUCAUCUGCAUGACGUCCUGUCCUCAUCAUGGUUAUGGUGGAGAUCUGAAAUGGAAAACUGAACAGGAAGGUCUGGUCUUGGCUGCACAAAACGCUGGCUCUUUGCUGACUUUGGUUACCGGUAUGUGGGCCGAUCGUCUGAAUGGUAAAUGGAUGGUGUUCGUGGCGUUGCUAUUGUGCUGUGUGGGCAAUCUUGUACUACCCUUGUUCGCUGCCGAAUCCUUCUGGUUUGCUGUCGUAGCCAGAAUCGCCGUCGGAGCUUCUGAUGCAUGUUUGAUGCCAGCAUGUAAUUCGCUAAUCACCAGGUGGUUCCCGCAAUCAGAACGGGCUGCAGCGAUCGGGCUUAUCUCAGGAGGACGGCAGAUAGGUACGCUGUUCAUUCUGCCAACAGCUGGUUACCUUUGUACUAGAAAGGAUAUCCUCGAUGGUUGGCCGGCUAUUUUCUAUCUUUCUGCCUGCAUAUCCAUUCUUGUCACGGUAUUCUGGAUUCCAUUCGGAGCAGACAAGCCAUCAAAGCAGUGCUGUAUAUCUGGAAGGGAGAGAAAUUUUAUUGAGAGUAGAAUCGCCUGCGAAUCUAUCGGUAAAAGAACAGACCGUUCACGACGAGUCCCCUAUCGAGCGAUGUUGCGAUCGCGGCCUCUUUGGGCAUCUAUCUUCGCCUUGGUCUGCCACGAAUACCCUUUGGUGAUCAUGCUUCAGUUUCUUCCCAAUUACAUGCGUGAUGUGUUGGAAUUCGCUCCUACACAGAACGGACUGAUCGCAGCACUGCCAAUUUUGUGUCUGUUCCUUUCGAAAACACUAUCUUCGUCGUUUGCAUCGUACUUGGUUACGAAGAGAGACAUGGACAAAACCGUCGUCUGCAAGGGUUUCAAUGCUGUCGCCUCUGCAGGACUGGCAAUGUGCAUCUUCAUUGUGCCGCUGUUCGACAAAACUCGGGCUGUGUUCGCCGUCUUUUCGUUGUGUGGUGCAAUGAUAUUUGCAGGUAUGCACACACCCGGUGUAAUAACGGCACUGGUACAACUGGCACCGCCUUUUUCGGGUAUUAUUACUGGAUGGUCAUUUUUUGCUGUAGCAUGGUUCAGCAUCGGAAACAAGAUUCUCACAAANCGGCUAAUUUCAGGAGAUACAUUCAAUCAUACGCCAUCGUCAAAGAAUUCAGUUUAUUCGUUUUCAAUUGAUAAACGGUCACGGAACACCGGCGGAUCUUUUAGUCAGGUGAAUGAUUGA